Molecule: messenger RNA, 1530 nt
Organism: Parasteatoda tepidariorum (common house spider)
Lineage: Eukaryota; Metazoa; Arthropoda; Arachnida; Araneae; Theridiidae
Source: RefSeq, a predicted model, not a curated record
AUGCCAUGCAAUUAUAAACAAGAACUGGUGAACACUAUGCUGUGGGAUGUUUUUGUGAGCGGUCUCCGUGAUCGUGCCACAUUAGACAGACUUUUCGAAGAAGAUGAUAUAGAUCUCGAGCGUACUGUAAAAAUUGCUUUGGCCAUGGAAAAGACUAGCAAGAGCACCCAAGAAAUAAUUGGCAAGCCAACAGAAAUGAAAGAAUUUAAGGCUAACAGGAAAAAAGAGCCGAAACAAUUCUGGUCUAACAAAACGAAAUCCAAACUUUUAAAAGACUUUCAACAUCUCUUUAGUGAUGAAUUAGGGGAAAUUGAAAAUUAUGAAUGUAAAUUUGAGUUAAAGGAAGAUACCAAAUCGAUUUUUUGCCGACCCCGGCAAGUUUCCUUCGUGCUAAAACAGAGAGUCAAUCGAGAAAUCGAAAGACUCGAAAGGGAAGGAUUAAUAGAAGAAAUAAACAUAUCCGAUUGGGCUACGCCCAUAGUUCCGAUUGUCAAACACAGCGGAUCGAUUAGGCUAUGUGCUCAUUAUUCAGUAACGAUAAACAAACAUUUAAAGGUACAAAAAUACCCGCUUCCUCGAACUGAAGAUAUUUUUGCCUCACUCAGUGAUGGCAGGGUAUUUUCUAAAGUUGAUUUUAGCCAAGCUUAUUUGCAAAUGGAGGUUGAAAUGGAAAGUCAGAAACUCUUAACCAUUAAUACAGAAAAAGGUCUUUAUACUCCAAAAAGAUUAAUGUACGGAAUUAAUGCAGCUCCAGCCAUUUGGCAAAAAUACGUUGAAAGUGUAUUCCAUGAUCUAGAAGGAGUUGAAGUAUUUUUUGAUGACGCACGCAUAGCAGCUCCCGAUAACGAAACUCAUUAUUUCAGAUUACGAAAAUUUUUUGAAAUAUGUCAAGAACAUGGUCUGAAAAUUAAUAAAGAUAAAAACCCAAACCUCCCUAUCUUGCUAUCUUCUGAUGCUUCACCAGUGUGGUUGGGAGCAGUACUUUCCCAUAAACUCCCAGAUGGUUCAGAACGACCCAUAGCAUUUGCCUCCAGUACUCUAUCUCCAACGGAACAACGUUACUCUCAAAUUGACAAAGAAGCUUUGUCAAUCGUUUGGAGUGUUAAAAAGUUUUACCUCUACUUAAAGGGAAAUAGAUUCACUUUGGUUACUGACCACAAGCCCCUGGUUUCCAUCUUUUCAUGUAAAAAGGGUCUCCCAGUCCUUUCUGUAACAAGACUUCUGCAUUAUGCUCUUGUUCUGCAAGCUUAUGAUUUUGAUAUUGCUUAUCGCAAUACAAAGGACCACGGCAAUGCCGAGUGCUUAUCACGUCUACCAUUGAAAUCUGAAGAACUGGAAUUAAAAAAUGAUAUUGCAGUAUACCAAAUUUCCCAAAUUGAAACCUUACCCGUUACUGCCAAAGACUUAGCAAAGGCUACUCAGUUCAAUGAACAUUUCGGGAAGCUUUUAAAAAUAUUACAAUAUGAAGGUCAAUUAGAAGGGAAGGAAAAAUAUACCUUACAGGAUGGGUGUAUUAUGUAUGGGCAAUGA